Messenger RNA from Poeciliopsis prolifica (blackstripe livebearer), 3457 nucleotides. It is a transcript of the gene wdr27, whose product is annotated as WD repeat domain 27. NCBI's taxonomy places the organism in Eukaryota, Metazoa, Chordata, Actinopteri, Cyprinodontiformes, Poeciliidae. The record is from RefSeq and is a predicted model, not a curated record. The coding region runs from base 115 to 2541 and encodes 808 amino acids. The transcript has 24 exons. Gene Ontology annotation, molecular function: protein binding.
UGUCCUAGCAACGCUUAAGGUCUAUUCUCCGAACUCGCAACAAAAAUGCCAUCUUAUUUUCAAUUACUUUAACCGAAAAAUACAUCUCUGAAACACAACAAGAGUGAGGCUGAAAUGAUUAAGGAAAAGUUGAGUUUUAAGUGUGAUAGGCUCCUGUCACACCAGCAGCUCGCAUGCUGCGACUGUUACUGUGGUAUGCCUCACCAGGGCAACAAUGUGCUCAUUUACAACAAUAAGAAGACACAACAAAAGCCACUGCUACUAACAGGUCACCACGGUGACGUCAGUGCCAUGACUUUCGGAAAAAGAAGCAGUCCUGUUACCUUGUGUUCUGCCUCUUCUGAAUAUAUUAUUAUUUGGGAUAUUGAGGAAUGUCAGAAAAGAACAGAAGAGGGUAAACUUGCUGCUGGAACAGUGAUCGGUACUUUACUGGGGAAUGUUGUGUAUCUCUCAUUCUGCUCCAAUGAUGAACUGGUAGCUGUAUGCUCAGGAACAACUACUUAUGUCCUCAAUUCAAAGAGACAGGCAGUGAUUUUCACAUUAAAUGGCCACCUUGGAUUUUUAACAUGUGCAGAGUUCUGUCCAUGGAACACAAAUAUUCUUGUCAGCACCUCAGAGGAUCGGACUUUUAAGGUUUGGGAUUUAAAAACUGGAGCUGUUUUCUACCAAUCCUUUGUCCUUGGAGAGUCUCCUCUACUUAGCGUGUUGUUCUUGGAGGAGGAAGAGCAGCUUAUUACCGGCUCAACUAAUGGACAGGUCUGGUGCUUUUCUUUUGAUGAUGACCAGAAAUGCCAUCUUGUGAAAAAAAUGGACCUUCAAAAGAUGGAGAAAAGAUAUGAAAUGCGCCAGGAGACACUGAGCAAGCCACAAGAUGGUUCUGAACAAUUGAUUGCUAAUAAAGUGGAGAUCUCAAAGCCUGUGUUCCAAAUGGUUUCAUGUGGCUCAUUUGCAGAAAUCCAGUUUGGUCAAGAAAUAGACAACAGCUGGUUUUGUGUAGGAAGCUCCAACGGUCUGUAUGUGGUGGAGUUUGCUACCUCAGAACUCCUAACGGUGCUGUAUUUCAAAGACAACCCCACCCUAAACAUGACCAUGGCUGGAUCAUGGUCAAUCUGUGUCGGAGCUGAUAAAUCUAUGGUUGUUCUAGUGAGCUCUUUGUUUACUCCAUGUGUGGUCUUGCUGGAGUUAUGCUUGAGUAACCUACGCAGGACAAGAGAAGAAGGUGGUUCAGGGUUUUAUGUCUUUCCAAGUUCUCCUCCACUGCUGGAAUCUCCUCUAAAUGCAGAGUUAAAGAGGAAGGAACCCACCCAUCCGAAAAAGAAAGGAGGAAUAAAGGAAAAGCCGCUAGUUUUUCACUCAAAAGUGAAGUCAUCUGGAUACAACACCACCCCAAGAAUGACUAUGUUUUCAGCACAAACCAAUGCUCAGAAGAAAACAUCACCUAAAAAGUCAAUAAAACAUUUGGGAUCACUCCAUAGCAACUACUCAGAGGACAGUGCAGCACCAAAUGAACCACGUAUCUCUCUUAACAUUGCCAACAAACAAGUCUCAUGCCUUCAGUAUUCAGGUGAUGGAAAAAAAAUCCUGUGUGGUCUUGGCGACCGCUCGGUAUUAUUGUACAACUCCUGCCUUACAGGUAGUCCAACUGCCUUCAUAGGUCAUGACAAGCCAGUUACCAGUGUGAGCUGGAGCCUCUGCAGGCAAUGGUGGCUGAGUGCAGCAGAAGAUCUAUCAUUACGGAUCUGGACCAAAUCCAGCUCAGAGCCUGCUAUUAUCUUGGGUGACACUAUGUUCUCCAAACCCAUUAGAGGUGCUCAGUUUUAUUAUCUUGACAAAUUUCUGGUCCUAACAUCUGGACCUUCUCUAUACUUAUACCUGUAUAAUGUGGACCUCACUCGUGAUGAUGUAAAAAGAUAUAAGCAGCGGAGCAUCAUCAAACUGGCAAGUUGCUUAACGCCAUCAGCCUCGGACAUCACAGCCCUUUCUGCAGUCAAUGAUUUCCUCUCAUACAUUGUUCUGGUGAGUUGUUCUGAUCGGUCCAUUCAAGCUCUGGACAUGAACAAAGGUGCUGUUGGUUCUAUGCUGCCUGAUGCCCACACCAGAGCUAUCCACUGCAUCACACAGAACAAGGGAUCUACAUUCACCUCACAAGCUCCAGAGUCAUACAACCUAUUCCUGACCAGUGCAGUCACAGAUGGUGUGAAGCUGUGGGACCUUCGCACAAUGAGAUGCGUGCGUCGUUAUGAGAGCCAUGUGAAUCUCUCCCAUGCAUGUUCCUCAGCCAUCUCACCAUGCGGCCGGUUCAUUGCCUCUGGCUCUGAGGAUAAAUGUGCAUAUCUGUACGAUAUUCGUGCCAGCACCUAUCUCUACAAACUCCAGAGACAUUCAGACACAGUCCUCAGUGUGGCUUUUAACCCUGCAACACCAGAGUUGUUAACAGGAACCUUGGACGGGAAGCUACGACUGUUUCAGUCAAGCACAGGGUCCCAUUUGUCCCAUGACACCAGCGGCGCUGUUCUUUGCAUCUCUAACGUGACGGCGUAAUUACAGCUGGCUGCAGGAAACACCAUGCAGCUUUCAUUAAGGGAGCUGAAACCCACAGGCAAGGAUUUUAUAAGAAAGGAAGAAUUUAAGUAUUUUGUUUCUGUUUCUUAUAUCUAAAUGAAGAUCAGAAACAUGCUAAGCGUCACUGCUGAUGUAUGUUCUUUUUUGUUUGCUAUGAAUUUUAAAAAUGAGCAACACAUUGCAGCUUGUUCAUCUUUGCUAAUCUCCAAGUGUUUACUUGUUUCCUUCUGACUGAGAGUCAGAGGAAUGUCAGAGUUAACCACACUAGUGCGGGAAGUCUGUAUUUGACAAUUGUAGAUAAAUUUACAAGAAGCAUUAUUAUAGAUCAUUCUAAUUUAUUAAGCAUUUAGACAGUCAACCAUUACAAUAACUAUUGUUACUUAUGUGGAACAGACGUAUAGUAUCACAGGCGGUGGCCUCUGUUUACCAAAUCACUAUGUCAGAGCCAUGACAUCAACUGGGUGCAACCUUUUUGACUGCCAGAAACACAUAUGCUCCUACUGUUCAUACUAACAAACCAGGCUUCAGAUUUUGUAGCUCCAUAGUAAAUCUUUUCUCCCUGAAUCAUAAGUAAUGACACAAGUAAUAAUAUCCGUAGGGUAAAGAUAAAAAGUCUUUUAUGCAUUUUAUUCCGAUGAUGCACUAGUGUGGUCUAUUAAAAACAGUCUAAAGGACAUGAGAAUGUCUUUAAUACAAGACAUAAACCUAAAUGUAGAUUUAGCUCUGAUUAUAAUUUGAAGCUAGAGCGCCAUAAUACAUUGAAUAUCAAAUAUUAGUGUGCAAUAUUGCUUCACAAAGGGCUAAUUUUGCAUAGUAUUAUGUUUUAAGUGUAGCUGAUUAAUGCUAUUUAUAAUAAUAAAUAACAUUAAGACUAUAACAUCCCUGAAUGUACACC